Cheilinus undulatus (humphead wrasse) is the source of this 1740-nucleotide messenger RNA. Its product is annotated as coronin-2B-like. Gene Ontology annotation, molecular function: actin filament binding. The transcript is spliced from 14 exons. Gene Ontology annotation, biological process: actin filament organization. The coding region runs from base 1 to 1668 and encodes 555 amino acids. The record is from RefSeq and is a predicted model, not a curated record. Lineage: Eukaryota; Metazoa; Chordata; Actinopteri; Labriformes; Labridae.
AUGGCUGAAAUGUCGUGGCGUUCGUCUUUCCGCUGCUCAAAGUUUCGCCACGUUUUUGGGAAGCCAUCCACCAAGGAGCACAGCUAUGACGGGGUGCCAAUCACACACAGCGUCCACGACAACCACUUCUGCUCAGCCAAUCCCUGCUUCAUUGCUGUGGUGACGGAGUGUGCUGGGGGCGGGUCCUUCCUAGUCCUGCCGGUCCAUCAUACAGGCAGGGUGGACCCUCAGCAUCCACGCGUGUGCGGGCACAGCGGGAGGGUCCUGGACGUCAAGUGGAACCCAUUUGAUGAUCACUGCAUCGCCUCCUGCUCAGAAGACUGCACUGUAAAGAUCUGGGACAUCCCAGUUUGUGGCGUUCAACAGAACCUCACUAAGGCCAGGAAGACUCUGAUAGGUCACAAGAGGAGGGUGGGAAUUAUUGAAUGGCAUCCAACAGCUGAAAACCUGCUGCUUAGCGCCGCCUAUGACUACAAGGUCCUCCUCUGGGACGUGUCUCAAGUUGGAGCCGUGCUCAGGUACCCGGUCCGGGUGGUUUUGAUGCCCAUCUUCCACCGCUACCCAGCAGAAGCACUGCUACUCUCCGUCAGCUUCAACACUGAUGGCAGCAGGCUGGCAGUAACUUCUAAAGACAGACGGGUUCGAGUCCUGGACCCACGAACGGGAAAGAUCUUACAAGUUUCCAGCAGUAAGUUCCACAGGGCCAGUAAGGUUUUAUACAUCGGAGAGUUUAAAAUGCUUCUGUCCACUGGCAGCUCACCCUGGAACCACAGACAAGUCGUCCUCUGGGAUCCUGAUGACUUGUCUGAGCCUUUGUAUGAGGAGGAGUUGGAUGGAUCUGCUGGAGUCCUUUUUCCAUUCUAUGACCCCGACACACGCAUGCUCUACUUGGCUGGAAAGGGUGACGGAAACAUCCGGUACUACGAGAUGAGCAAUGAGAAACCUUUCCUCAGUUUCCUGACAGAAUACAGAUCCCUGCUACCACAGAAAGGACUUGGGGUGAUGCCAAAGCGUGGCCUGGAUGUGAGCUCCUGUGAGGUUUUCAGAUUUUACCGUCUGAUUGCCAUUAAAGACCUGGUGGAACCGCUGUCGAUGAUCGUACCACGAAAAGAGUCCGGUAUUUUCCAAGAGGACCUGUACCCGAUGACAGUUGGAAACCAGGCAGCAAUGACGGCACAGGAGUGGCUGUUGGGGAUCAACAGAGGCCCUGUGCUGAUGUCCCUUAAACCAGAGACUCGAGUUGCCAACCCUUACCCAGAAACCCCUGCAGAGAAGGGGGUAGUGAGGAAGCUGAGCUCCCUGAGGUUCCAGUUGGGUCCUGCUGAUGGUUCAGUGUCCAGGACUGAUCUGGACUUUACGGAAGAGGCCUUCUUUGAGGAGCAGCUGGCCUACCAGGAUGCCAAAUACCCAAAGGAAGUGAGCGAUUUGUCUGGGUGGCAGCCAGAUGAGACCCAGAUCCCCAUGUGGACUUACUGCUGCACUCCACACUGCUGCGAACCAGCGGAAAGACCACCGCCUACAACUGAGAGUGAGCUCCUGCAGGCGUUUUACAGGCAGCAAGACGAGAUCCGAGGCCUGAGAGAACAGCUAAUCAACAAAGAUGUGAGGAUUUCUCAACUGGAGAUGGAGAUCAAAAACACAAGAAAUAACAUGAGGGCAACCUUCUGAUCCAGCUAAGCCUAUACAUAGUGGUUCUAGCUUGCCCAAUUGAACCACCCAAACAAUAAAAGAAACGUGUGA